UGUUGACUAGGAAUGUAAAGGAAAAGAAAAUAAAAAAGUGAUGUGAUAAAACGAAAUUUUCAUUAGCACUAUCAAGAAAAUUUACAAAGGAGGAACUUUAAAAAAUAUAAAGAAACUAGCGUGGGAGAAUUUUUAAGUUUGUUCGAAAACCUCGAUACAGGGUUUUUAACACCCAUAUUAACUACAAUUUCCAAGGAGAGUACUCGUCACGCAGGGUGUGCUGUGCAGUUAAUUUAGCAAGUAAUCGUGCACGUCGGCCGUAUAUCAAUAAUUGUGUUUGAAUUACUUAAUAAAACAAAGCUGUCUAGUAUUAACAUAAAUGGACGGCAAUAAAGACGAAGCGCACCGCUGUAUUGACAUAGCUGUGCAAUCAUUUUCGGAAGGUAAAAUCGAGAAAGCCGAGAAGUUUUUACUAAAAGCCGAAAAAUUGUUUCCCACACAACGCGCUAAAGAGUUACUGGCUAAAGUGAAGUCUGGCACAACCACUGGUGCAGGGAAAACCAGCAAUAGUGCUAGUCUCAAUCACUCAGCGUCUGGGGAAAAUGCAGAUAAUGAUGGGCCACGUAAGCGUAAAAACUCUGACUCGCGUCAUGCGGAACCUGAGUAUUCAAAGGAUCAACUAGAUGCAGUGCGUAAAGUUAAAAGUUGCCGCAAUUACUACGAGAUUUUAAGUGUUUCUAAAGAAGCCACAGAUUCUGAAAUUAAAAAAUCCUAUAAAAAACUGGCAUUGCUUUUGCAUCCUGACAAAAAUAAAGCACCCGGGGCUUCAGAUGCGUUCAAAGCUGUUGGAAAUGCUGCGGCGGUACUCACGGACGCUGAAAAACGUAAACAAUAUGAUCUAUAUGGUAUAAAUGAGACGCACUCCAGUGGUCACGGUGUGCGCCGAGACACUUAUGAAUAUGCAUAUGCACGCGGUUUUCAGGCCGAAGUUAGUCCUGAAGAUCUUUUCAAUAUGUUCUUUGGUGGCGGUUUUGCUCAACAGAAUGUGUACAUGCGUCAACAACGACGUCGGCAACAACAUCGAGAUGAUGGCGAACAUCAAUCGAAUUCCUCGGCGUUGAUCAAUUUUUUGCCUAUAUUGCUAUUGAUUGGCCUAUCGAUGAUAUCCUCGUUCUUCAUAUCAGAUCCAAUUUACAGUUUAACGCCAUCACAUAAAUAUGCUGUAAAGCGCGAAACUAAUCGUUUGAAAGUACCGUACUACGUAAAGAAUAAUUUCCAUGCCGAGUAUCAAGGUUCAGUUGGGCGUUUGGAAGAAUCCGUGGAGGAGGACUUCAUAGAUCACCUUAAGUAUUCUUGCAGUCGUGAGCGCAACUACCGCGAUUCUAUGUUGGCAAAAGCUCGCUCCUUUGGCGAUCGCGAACUUUUCCGAAAGGCGCAAAAUAUAAAUAUGCCUUCGUGCGACAACUUACAAAAUUAUUUAAAUACGUAGUUGGUUUUAAGCACGUAAAUUUAUUUGUUGUCUUCGUUAUUGUUUCUAUUUCUAUUUACAUCAUAAUUUUAAACGCUUUGUAGAAAAACACAAAAACAAUUGAAAUACGUGCGUUGCUGCAUAAUCAGGGUUAGUGACAAGUAUACCAAUCCACGAGUAUAACGAUAUACAGGCAGGCAACUUCUGAGUAAUUCUGAUUGAAAUUUUCUAGCAAUUGCAUUGAGACCCGCUCGGUGAAUUGCAGGUCCUGCCCGAAUACAACAACAUGCAAACAUUUUAAAAAUGCGCGUACAAGUUAACGUCACGGUAUUUUUUGGAUUCUUAUAAAUAUUUAGCACGUACGUAUUUUAAUAAAUUUGAAUCAACAUAUACUACAUACAUAUAUAGUAUAACAAAAGUAUAAAGUCGCUACUAUGAUAUAUUUAACUUGGCAGGUCAGAUUGUGUUGGCAAUAAAUGCAAUAGUAAAAUAUAA
Anastrepha ludens (Mexican fruit fly) is the source of this 1903-nucleotide messenger RNA. RefSeq names its product dnaJ homolog subfamily B member 12. Gene Ontology annotation, biological process: cellular response to misfolded protein. The transcript is spliced from 7 exons. The record is from RefSeq and is a predicted model, not a curated record. The coding region runs from base 320 to 1429 and encodes 369 amino acids. Gene Ontology annotation, cellular component: endoplasmic reticulum membrane. NCBI's taxonomy places the organism in Eukaryota, Metazoa, Arthropoda, Insecta, Diptera, Tephritidae. Gene Ontology annotation, molecular function: Hsp70 protein binding.